AAAACCGAUACAUCGGUCGACCUCUAAAUUGUAUUUAUCGAUAAAAUGGCCCAGCCCUACUGUCGUCAGCAGCUGUUGUAAAUGUUGGCUAGUUGUAAAGAGAUGCUCUGUUUUCUCUCUGCACAGAUUCCAGCAGCCAUCCAGCAUAUCUGAGCAAAGGCAGCAUGGAGAACGGAGCGCAUGGAGCAGCUCAGGCCAACGGUCUGGAUGGCCACAAACCGAGCGGUCAAGCAGCGUUCAGCGGCGUUCAGACACAAGCGCUGCUCCAGCAGCUGUUGCAGACGCAGACGCAGCUCCUGGCCGCAGGUCAACAGAACAGCACCACUGGAGCCAGUAUCUCCGCCUCCGCGGCCACGCCCAUCACACUGUCCCAGCCCAUUCAGAUCGCGUCUCCGCAGGGCUUGAACCUGCAGCAGUUCGUCCUGGUCCAGCCGGGUCACUCCCUCAGUCCUCAGUUUCAGCCGCAGUUCAUCAUAUCUCCGUCUCCUCAGGGUCAGACCGGUCUCCUGCAAGCUCAGAGUCUCCUGACGCAUCUACCUCAAAGCCCCGCGCAGAGCAGCUUCGCCCUCACCGCGCAGGCGGCCACACCGACGCGGAAGAUCGCGGCUAUGCCGGCUCCAGCGGCCGCUCCGAAGCGCAUCGACACUCUGUGUGCGGAGGAGGCCAGCGACCUCGAGGAGCUCGAGCUGUUCGCCAAGAGCUUCAAGCAGAGACGCAUCAAGCUGGGCUUCACUCAGGGUGAUGUGGGGCUGGCGAUGGGGAAACUCUACGGAAACGACUUCAGUCAGACCACCAUCUCCAGAUUCGAGGCCUUGAACCUGAGCUUCAAGAACAUGUGCAAACUCAAACCUCUGCUGGAGAAAUGGCUGAACGACGCAGAGCACAUGUCUGCGGACUGCGUGGUGUCGAGUGCGAGCGAGAUGUCUCCGGGUCUCUGUGAGAGUCUGAACCGCCGGCGCAAGAAGCGCACCAGCAUCGAGACCAGCAUCCGUCUGGCCUUAGAGAAGAGCUUCCUGGAGCAGAGUCCGAAGCCGUCGUCGGAGGAGAUCACACUGAUUGCGGAUCAGCUGCACAUGGAGAAGGAGGUGGUGCGCGUCUGGUUCUGUAACCGCAGACAGAAGGAGAAGCGGAUCAAUCCUCCCAGCAGCGGCGGCUCGCCCGGAUCGGCCCUCAGAACCAUCUACAGCAGCGCCUCGGCCGCGGUGCGUCGCUCCAGAUCAGAUCAGAUCAGACUAACUCUUAGAAAACCACAUCACUGUCUGGAUCAGGGCCUCAGGUAUCGUAUCGAAGUCAAACUUAACGAGGUGUUAACGAGCUGGUUCUUGUGUUUGUGCAGCGGGGCGCUGCUGAGUUUGGCUCCUGCGCUGAUGAACAACAACCUGCUAGCCACCAUCCAGGCUCUGGCGUCUGGCGGCGCUCUUCCUCUGACCUCCAUCGACGGAAACCUACUAUUCGCCAACACUAGCGCGGGAAACCCCGCCCCCAGCCUGGUGACCACGCCCUUCUUCCUCAACCCGUCCAGCUUCUCUCUGCUGCCGGCCAAUCUGCUGUCGGUGGGAGGGGCCGGAGGCGGAGCUCUCAACCUGCAGCUGAACAGUGACGUCGCCACGACGACCAAGAGUGUGGGCGUGGCCUCGAAGGCGCAGUGAGCGUGUGGCUCCGCCCCAAUUCUGUGCUAUCACCAAAAACUCUUGCGAACAAUCGUCAAGCUCAAGGAGGAUGGAACUUAAUCAGUUGCUUAAACUAACGUCUAAAUUAACCAAAAAUGUGACUCUUUCAGAUUCUUGACGAGAGAUUGUUUCGCGUAACAGAGUUUCUAUUGACUUUCUACGAGGCUUUCUGUUGUUUAUAUUCGCGGUUCUGUGGAACGAGCCGAUUGUAGGUGAUUUCUAACCAAAAGCAUUUCAGAUUUUUUUCGUUGCGUUGGGUGGAGGUUCUUUCAGAAGACUUUUUAAACUAGUACUCUAACUCGACAUCACUUUAUCAAUACGGUUAGAAGGCUUUAAACGAGUACUAACGGGUGCCGGCGAGAGAUGCAAGCCAAUUCUGAGUGAACUGAUUCUGAAUCGAGUUCGUUCAACUGAAUUGAUUUAACCUUUGUGAUUCGCUCACAUCUGUCUGUCCUAUCAGAUGUGUUCCUGGCGAUCUGACGGAGCAGGGGUCAGAGGUCAGGAAUCCUCCAGCACUGAUGCUCAAGGAUCUUCAUCUGAAGACUCUGCUCAUACUACUGUGUAUAGACACGCUUCAGCGUCGUUUCUGUUUCUUUGCCAAAGCAAACGUCUUUUUUUAACUCCUUUCACUGAUGGCGUCUCGUUGUUUUUAUAUGAAAAUAUCAGCAGUUUCUGUUCUUUGCUCUGCUGUCAUCUCUCGCUGUAUGGUUUAUUAUAUUGCGUUUAUCAGUGAUUGCGUGUGAGCAGCUUCAGGUUCAUCUUUAUUAUUUUCUGCAG
Messenger RNA from Sinocyclocheilus anshuiensis, 2447 nucleotides. RefSeq names its product POU domain, class 2, transcription factor 1-like. Gene Ontology annotation, biological process: regulation of transcription by RNA polymerase II. Bases 165 to 1649 code for a protein of 494 amino acids. The transcript has 11 exons. The record is from RefSeq and is a predicted model, not a curated record. Gene Ontology annotation, molecular function: RNA polymerase II cis-regulatory region sequence-specific DNA binding; DNA-binding transcription factor activity, RNA polymerase II-specific. NCBI's taxonomy places the organism in Eukaryota, Metazoa, Chordata, Actinopteri, Cypriniformes, Cyprinidae.